Molecule: messenger RNA, 5880 nt
Organism: Anolis carolinensis (green anole)
Lineage: Eukaryota; Metazoa; Chordata; Lepidosauria; Squamata; Anolidae
Gene: adamtsl2
Product: ADAMTS like 2
Exons: 15
Coding region: 1289-3631 (780 amino acids)
Biological process (GO): proteolysis; extracellular matrix organization
Cellular component (GO): extracellular matrix
Molecular function (GO): metalloendopeptidase activity
Source: RefSeq, a predicted model, not a curated record
CUAGCCCCCACCUUUGCGUCCAUCGUGGAAGCUUCUGAUUGGCCAGGGAGCGGCACCCAUGUUAGGCUGCGCUAAGCUCCCAUUCAAGGUAGGUUGCAGAAACAAAAAAAAAAAUUAAAAAUAUUUUUAAAUAUAUAUUUAAAAAAAAUUGGGGGGGGGGGAAAUUAAUGAAACAUUAAGAGACAAUUAGAGAAUGGGACAACAAUGGUUCGAAUUACAUUGCUGGUUAUGCCGUGAGACAAUGUCUCGGAAUGCGUAUCAAAAAGCAAGAACAAUCCGAAAUAAUUCCGAUAUACGAUUCAAAACGAUUUUUUGGACAUGUCUAUUAUCCAGACUGCAUCAGCAUCAGAAAGCACCAAGCAGGAUAGCGGAGAGAGAGGUCUGUCCCUCCGUAAAACUUUGAAAUUUUGCCAAAAAUCAGUGGAUAAGUGAAACAUUCUGAAAUUUGGUGGGCUAACAGUGCUAAAUGGGUUCUAACAUUGUAACAACUUUCAGCCCAAUAGCUUUAAAAAUGAGGAUGAUUAGAGCCCCUGGAGUUUCCCUACUUAUGGUACAGUAGAGUCUCGCUUAUCCAAGCUAAACGGGCCGGCAGAACGUUGGAUAAGUGAAUAUGUUAGAUAAUGAGGGAUUAAGGAAAAGCCUAUUAAACAUCAAAUUAGGUUAUGACUUUACAAAUUAAGCACCAAAACAUCAUGUUAUACAACAAAUUUGACAGAAAAAGUAGUUCAAUACGCAGUAAUGUUAUGUUGUAAUUUCUUUAUUUACGAAUUUAGCACCAAAAUAUCACGAUAUAUUGAAAACAUUAACUACAAAAUGCGUUAGAUAAUCCAGAAUGUUGGAUAAACGAGUGUUGGAUAAGUGAGACUCUACUGUACUUGCAUUCAAUCUACCCAUAUGAACAUUUCCAGAGCUAUGUGACCUUUGGAUAUUGAGUCCAUGGAUAAGAGGAUUGUACUGCAUGUUCAUUCUCGCCGUACAAAUUGUGCCUUGGGUGAGUGAGGUCAAUGUCGAGGAGGGAAAUGGGACUCUGGACACUGUGUUGACGUGGUUCCCCCCUUUUCUUUUUUAAAUCUUUUCCAGCAGUGCCCCCCGAAUGGCCGGAGCUUCCGCGAGGAGCAGUGCUCUUCCUUCAACUCGCACGUGUACAAUGGGCAGACCUAUCAAUGGAAACCUUUAUAUCCCGACGACUACGUCCACAUCUCCAGCAAGCCCUGCGACCUCCACUGCACCACCGUCGAUGGGCAACGGCAGCUGAUGGUCUUGGCCCGAGACGGGACCUCCUGUAAAUAUGCGGAUUUCCGAGGGGUUUGCGUGUCUGGAAAAUCCCAUUGGAUGCGACGGGAUACUGUUCUCGACCCACACCUUGGACAAGUGCGGCGUCUGCCAAGGAAACGGGAGCAGCUGCACCCACGUCACUGGGAGUCACAGGAAGGGCAAUGCACACCUCGGCUAUUCGCUGGUGACUCACAUUCCCGCCGGAGCAAGAGAUAUCCAGAUCGUGGAGCGGAAGAAGUCUGCGGAUGUUCUCGCCGUAGCCGAUGAAGCUGGUUAUUACUUCUUCAAUGGCAAUUUCCGAGUCGAUAGCCCCAAGAAUUUCAACAUUGCGGGGACCAUUUUCAAAUACAGGAGGCCGAUGGACAUUUACGAGACUGGGAUCGAAUAUAUUGUGGCUCAAGGGCCAACCAACCAAGGCUUGAACAUCAUGGUUUGGAACCAAAAUGGAAAGAACCCGUCCAUUACGUACGAGUACACCCUCCUCCGGAGGCCACAUUCGAAAAAUAUGCAACCUGUGUAUUAUACCUUCUCUGCAUCCGAGAGCGAGGAGAGUCAAGAGGUGGAGGGCGAGCAGCCCUUGGGGUUUGUUCAGCGCAAUGCGAGCUUCUUUGGGACUCUGUCCAAAGAAAAGAUCCACAUGUUUGGCCGGCAAGACACAGCGGAAGACCUGGACCUGAGCAAAAUCCAGGAGACCAAUGAAGUCUAUGAAAGGAUGGAAACCAAGGACUGUGACCCAGCCUUGAAGGGGAAGGAAAGCAAAGAUUCAAAUGUCACCAAAUCCAAUUAUAUGGUUGAAGGGAACUGGCGAGAACUGGACUCCCGGCUGGCUUCCAAAGAAUUCCUCUCUGAAAAUGCCAUUACCCACAAACUCUUGGAGAGGACGUCCGACUCGAAAGAAUCAGACCAGAACAAGACCACCAACAGUAUCUUUUCUUCGAAGAAACUCACCAAUUCCGUUGGGUCCCAUGCCGACAGCCUUUACGUCGAUUACGACGACACCGACGAGGCCGUGGCUUACGCUGUCAAUGGCACAUUCCUGGAAUUAAGCAGCGACAAAACCAUCAACACCUCUUCUGAGACCCAAUUUUCCAACUCCACCAUCUCUGCUGCGAUUCCUCAAGGGAACAGAACCCACAAAACCAGGAACCGGUUGAAACUGUUCCGAAAGGGCCAAAAUAUGAGUCCGGCAGAUAUGUACCGAUGGAAGUUGUCAUCCCAUGAACCCUGCAGUUCAACGUGUACGACAGGCGUGAUGUCCACCUAUGCUAUGUGCAUCCGCUACGAUGGGAUCGAAGUGGAUGAUAUGUAUUGCGAUGCCAUGACCCGUCCUGAGCCUGUCCAUGAAUUCUGCGCAGGAAGGGAAUGCCAACCUAGGUGGGAAGCCAGCAGUUGGAGCGAAUGUUCCCGGACAUGCGGCGAAGGGUACCAAUUCCGUAUUGUCCGCUGUUGGAAGAUGAUCUCGCCCGGGUUCGACAGCUCCGUCUACAGUGACCUGUGCGAAUCUGCUGACAUCACCCGGCCGGAAGAGCGGAAGAUCUGCAAAAACCCAGCGUGUGGGCCACAGUGGGAGAUGUCGGAAUGGUCCGAGUGUACAGCGAAAUGCGGCGAGAGGAGUAUCGUGACCAGGGACAUCCGGUGCUCAGAGGAAGAGCGGUUGUGUGACCCCAACACCAGGCCACCGGCCGACAAGAAUUGCACGGGACCCCCUUGUGACCGACAGUGGACUGUCUCGGACUGGGGACCGUGCAGUGGGGGCUGUGGACAAGGGCGAAUGAUCCGCCACGUCUACUGCAAAACCAGCGAUGGACGCGUGGUACCAGAAUCGCAGUGUAACCUGGAGACCAAACCACUCGCCAUCCACCCCUGUGGGGAUAAGAACUGUCCGGCUCACUGGUUGGCCCAAGACUGGGAAAGGUGUAAUACCACCUGUGGCCGAGGGGUAAAGAAGCGGAUUGUGUUGUGCCUGGAGAUCGUCAAUGGCAAGCUCAAAACCCGAAGCCCAACAGAAUGUGACGUCACCAAGAAACCGAUAGAGGAAACCACCUGCUUUGAGCGGCCUUGUUUCAAGUGGUACACCACCCCGUGGUCCGAGUGUACCAAAACUUGUGGCAUUGGCGUGAGGAUGAGAGAUGUGAAAUGUUACCAAGGGAAGGACCUCGUCCGGGGCUGCGACCCUCUUGUGAAACCCGUCGGGAAGCAGACGUGUGACCUUCAGCCCUGCCCGACUGAACCACCAGAUGACAGCUGCCAGGACCAAGCGGGCACCAACUGCGCCUUGGCCAUCAAGGUGAACCUCUGCAGCCAUUGGUACUACAGCAAAGCGUGUUGUCGGUCCUGCCGAGCCCCCCACUCCUAAGCGAGGACAGAUGGUGUGAGGGACUCACCGCAACGAGCCAGAUGGACGGACGGACAGCUGGGUGCGGCCUGGUGGUGGAGGACCCCCAUUUGUGGCAAGGAGAGCAAGGGCCAACAGCGAUCCUGGGCAUCCGUCCGAGCAGGCUUCUUGUUCACCCAACUCUUUCUCAAGAUGGACACUGGUGUUGUGGACCCCAUGACUCUGCCAUCUUUGAUCCCACAACCCUGUUGUCCUUGACUUCACGGCCCCGUUGUGUUUGACCCUACAACCCCAUUGUUUUUGACCCGACAACUCCAUUGUUUUUGACCCGACAACUCCAUUGUUUUUGACCCUACAACCCCGUUGUUUUUGACACUACAACUCCGUUGUUUUUAACCCUACAACUCCAUUGUUUUUGACCCUACAACCCCAUUGUUUUUGACCUGGCAACUCCAUUGUUUUUGACCCUACAACCCCAUUGUUUUUGACCGUACAACCCCAUUGUUUUUGACCCUACAACUCCAUUGUUUUUGACCUGACAACUCCAUUGUUUUUGACCUGACAACUCCAUUGUUUUUGACCCUACAACCCCUUUGUUUUUGACCCUACAACUCCAUUGUUUUUGACCCUAUAACUCCAUUGUUUUUGACCCGACAACCCCAUUGUUUUUGACCCGACAACCCCAUUGUUUUUGACCCUGUUGUCUGUGACCCGAACCAGCUCAUCCUCCUUAGCCCCAACACAUCGUUGGCAUACUAUUGUUGACUGACCUUCCCGUUGCUUGCUGAGAACAGAUGUGUACAUAGAGUCUUGAAUAUUUCUCUAAUUCGUCUCACUCCAAUACACUCCAAAUUGCUCUUGAAAGGUAUAGAAAGGCCAACUUACAUAUCACCCUGUUACAGAAAAUAGCACUCAAUAUCUAAGAAAUUAUAAGCAAUCCAACCAGUUCUACAAGGAAUAUAAACUUAGUAGUUAUUUGUGUUAUUGGGUCGCUGUGAGUUUUCCAGACUGUAUGGCUAUGUUUUAGAAGCAUUCCCUCCUGAGGUUUCGCCCACAUCUAUGGCAGGUAUCCUCACAGCUUCUGGAACAUGGCCAUACAGCCUGGGAAACUCACAGUAACCCAGUGAUUCUGUGGUCAUGAAACCUUUCAAAAACAUAUAAAAUAAACCUAUUUGCAGAUGACGUAUUAUUACUUUAAAACUCACAGCAACCCAGUGAUUCUGUGGCCAUGAAACCUUUCAAAAACAUAUAAAAUAAACCUAUUUGCAGAUGACGUAUUAUUACUUUAAAACUCAUAGAAACCCAGUGAUUCCAGCCAUGAAAGCCUUUGAUAACACAAAGAGAACCAUGGUAAUAUAAGUUUGGGAUGGAAUUGGCCCUAGCCAAAAACCCGCUGUAAUCUUAACAGAACCUCGGUUUCUCCUAAGCUUGUUUCCAAAGAAUAACGGUCUCAACGCUUGGACUGAAUGGAGUCUCUACCCAUUGGAUGGUUGCGACACAUUCCCGUUCCUCGUUUUUGCCUCGAAAACCUUUCAAAAUUAGCCCUGUAUGACAACAAUAUAAUGCCAACGUAUUAUAUAGGAUAACAAAAAGAAACCACCCAUAACUGCACUUUAUAUCGUAAAUAGAGCCGUGGGCUCUCUUUCUUUCUCUCUCUCUCGCUAAUAUAUUUGUUUACAAACAGUGAACGUUAUCCCUGUAACCGUAGAACUGUACCCUUUCUGUAUAUUUUAAAUAAAUUCGGUCAUAUUUAUGAUACCAGCUGAUUGCUCUUCCAUUUGUUUUGGACGAUCUAAUAAAGUAGCAUUUCCCAUGCGAUGUGGGACUGAGAGUGGCCCAGCAGCAUCAGGAGGAGCAGCAGCAACAGAAGCGAUUUAGGUAAUUUGUAGCAUUGUUUAUUAGGAAAAAUUCAAUCUUUCAUUUUUUUAAAUUAAUGCAUAACGGUGCACGAAUGAGACUGCUUCUCGCUUGAUAACAAAGUCAAGAUAAGUUUAUUAUUAUUUUUUAAUUUUUUUUUGUUUUCGUUUUCAGAGGGUCUGGAAGUCUUGUACAAGUUUGCCACACUGCCAAAAAGUGAACGGAAAACUCAUGGAAACAAUUCAAUCAAUUUCAAAGAUACACGGGGGGAAAAAAAGGAAAUCCAAAGAAGAGACCAGCGCGAGGAGAAAAAACCCGGAAGAUUGAAAAACAUUGCCACGAUCGAAACGCAACGGAUCUCAGCGUCUUCAAAAAUGCCGUUAAAACAUUAUUAUUAUUAUUACUUUUUUUUU